AUGAGCAACCACUCCACCACUAGCAAACAAACCGCCAAGCGAGUCCGCUUCCAACAGGCUCCUCAAGUGCUGGGCAACGCCCUUCCUCUUCCCGACAACUACUUUUACUCGGCUCAGGAGUUUCACAUGAUGCAACAGGAAAUCAGUUUUGCCGUUCGCCGCGUCAAGAAGGAUAUCCCAUUGCCACGAGAUUUUUCCUUGCGGGGUCUGGAAGAUCAUUUGAGCGAAGGAGGGUUCGAUGCCAAUGAAGAACGCAUCUUUGAGUUUGUCCAAGAAGUCCUCGCUCGCUUCUACGACUUGCAAGAUUGGUCAGAAGACGGAGAAGAUGCCGACGAAACACUCCGCAAGUUCUCUGCAUCGCACAGCAAGGGAAACCGCGUGGAAUGCUUGCGCCGGGGAAAACAGGAUGCCAAGAUUGCUCGACAAAUCUACGAACGGGAUGGAGUCAAACUCAUUCGGACCAAGAGCAAGGAACAAGUGGCUGCCGAACAACAGCAAGCUCAAAAGAAGAAGAAGAAGGUUUCACGGAACAAGUCCUUCGAUUUUGUAAAGACAUUUGUCAAGGGAUUCAAACCCAAGUCCAAGGGAGCUAUUGCUCGUGUGGCCUAAGGGGGGAACAAAAGGAAUUGAAUCCCGGGGGGUCUUUACAUGUAACAGCAUAACCAAUGAUAGAAUCGAAUCAAUCUUAUCCAACUACCCUGCCUACUAGCCAGUUCGACAAUCCAUCCAUCCAGCC
Seminavis robusta is the source of this 736-nucleotide messenger RNA. Lineage: Eukaryota; Bacillariophyta; Bacillariophyceae; Naviculales; Naviculaceae. The record is from the annotation of a GenBank genome assembly.